AUGCUCAGUCGCCAGUUUGCACGCGCCGCCGCCGUCACCCCGCGUGCAGGUGUGCGAGCUCUGAGCUCGACAGCGGUUCUCAACGGCCGUACGCCCUCUCUGGGAGAUGUCAAUCCUUCACACGCAGAGGUCGACAAGUUCAGUCAGAAGCAGAGGGAAUUCCGCGAGCACCUGGUAGAGACACAGAAGAAGCGAGAAGCCAGUUCGUUUCCCUCCAAUCCGCAGUCUGCUAACGUUCCGUUCGCCAAGUCGGACGAGGGCUCACAGAAUGAUCAUGUAGGACGCACCGAAGAGGCUAAGGAGCCUGAACCUGCCCGUAAGGCGGGCCCGUUAACAAACCUUAUCUACGGUACCAAGGAGGGCCGCGAGCUCGACGCCCAGCUCGAAGCAAGCUUCAGUCAGGUUCUCGCUCGUGGCAAGUAUGUCCACUCGAUCGUUCUUCACGAGGUCAAGCCCGAGAAGGUUGACGAGUAUGUCGAGCUUGUUGGUAAAUGGUACCCUAAGAUGGCCAAUGCCCCCGAAAACAAGGUGAACCUGGUUGGAAGCUGGAGGACUGAAGUUGGAGACUGCGACACAUUCGUUCACAUUUGGGAAUACCAAAAGUACGAGGGUUACCACCAAUCUCGACACUCUAUCACUCACCACCCCGAGUUCGCCGACUUUGAUAGCAAGUUGAAGGGAUUAAUCAACUCCAAGAAUGUUUCUCUCAUGCAAGAGUUCUCUUUCUGGCCGACAACUCCUCCGCGAUCCCUGGGCGGCGUCUUCGAGCUACGCUCCUACACAUUGCACCCUGGCAACCUGCUUGAGUGGGAGACACACUGGCGACGAGGCCUCAAGGCUCGUCGUGAGGUCAUGGAGGGUGUUGGUGCCUGGUUCGUCCAGAUUGGCGACCUCAACACAGUCCACCACCUAUGGCAGUUUGCCAACCUGGAGGAGCGCCGUAGCCGCCGCGAGCACAGCUGGCAGCAUGAGGGCUGGAGUGACACUGUCCACAAGACAGUGCCUUUGAUUCAGAGCAUGAAGUCAAGAAUUCUUGUUCCUAUGCCUUGGUCUCCCGUCCGAUAA
This is a messenger RNA of Fusarium sp. VM40, 1065 nucleotides long. Lineage: Eukaryota; Fungi; Ascomycota; Sordariomycetes; Hypocreales; Nectriaceae. The record is from the annotation of a GenBank genome assembly.